AUUUUGCCUUUGCAGGCGGCGAGUCCCAGCCCAAUAACAUGCAUGACUAAGCAUCGGGAGCGGAUGGGCCAACGGGAUGUCACCUGAUGAUGCGCCGGCAACAUCAUCGUUUGACACAUUCGAUCUUCCCACUUUCUCUCAGAGAACCCCCCGAUUGCAGUCUUCGCAGACAACCAGUCUUCAAAUCUACAAAUUUCUCACCAUGUCUUCAAUUGCUGCCAUGGCUUCCCGCCGGGCUUUCGCCCGUCAGUCUCUUUUCCGGGCUGCCCCGCGCCGAAACUACAGCUCCAAGCUUGAGGAGGCCACCCUCGACAAGGCCCCAAGCGCGACCCCGAGCUCUACGUAUGGAUCUCUUGCUGAGCUCCGCUCGACUGACUGGACUCCUCGCUAAAGGGUGUUAAAGCCCACCUCGGUCACCUCUGAGAGCAACGUUCGUAUCGGCGAGAGCUCCAUGCCUUGGGAGCGCGAUGACGACGGCAAGAUCUACAAGUACCAGUACCACCCUCACGGUGACAAGAGCCAGCCCCUCAGAAACG
Messenger RNA from Aspergillus novofumigatus IBT 16806, 536 nucleotides. RefSeq lists its product as uncharacterized. The record is from RefSeq and is a predicted model, not a curated record. NCBI's taxonomy places the organism in Eukaryota, Fungi, Ascomycota, Eurotiomycetes, Eurotiales, Aspergillaceae. The transcript is spliced from 2 exons. Bases 77 to 391 code for a protein of 104 amino acids.